CGUGACAAAAAAGUUGUAAUACUUUUGAAUUGAUUUACCAUGAAGUAAACCCUGAAUUACCAAUAGAGGCAUAAUCGACUUUUCCGAUAAAGUUUUUGUUAUCGUUUUCUAUUUAUAUCGCGUUUUGUUAAUACCUGGUUGACAGGGAAUUGAUCUUACCGGUUGUCGUUGAUCAGUUUGUGUGCGAUCAAUAAUUAGCUACAAUGUGAAAUUCAUAUUAAUAUGACAUUUGGGACUGUUGAGAUAUGAACUAAAAUAUAAACUUCACUAUGGAAGUCUCUGGUAAGAAAGCUAGUAAAGACAAAAAUGUAGGUACUGCGGUAACGGAUACACUUUGUGAACCAUGUCAAGAUAUACAUGUCACGACAAGUGCGAAUGGCAUAUGUCGAGAGUGUAAGGAAUAUAUGUGCAACACGUGCUUCCAACAUCAUCUUAAAGCGAGGCAAUGUAGAAAUCAUGUUUUGGUUAAUGCGGGCAAUUCGUCAGCGUCGACAGACAGAGAAGAGGAUUUUGAGAAAUGUAAACACCAUGGAAAAGAAGCGGUUAAAUAUUAUUGCCGUAAGCAUGAUGUUGUAGGGUGUGGUGACUGUAUGAUAAGCGGACACGGUGCUUGUAAGCCUGAAUUUAUAAAAGACAUAUCGGAAGAUUUCAAAGAAAACGAUGAAUUCAAAAACCUGGUCAGAAAACUUGAGAAAAUGACAUCUGCAAUAGUAGAUAGUGAGAAGAAAAUCCAAGAUGAUAAGAGAAAAGUAAAAUCGAUGCAUGAACUCGCAGUUAAAGAACUAAGAGAGUUUAGAACGGACAUCAAUGAGUACUUGGACAAGGCUGAAGAUGAGUUAAAUCAUUUAAAGUCUAAAAAUGAAAGCCUGCUGACCAAGCUGGACAAAGAUUGCAAGUUACUUUCAACAAACUUAGCAGGAGUUAAAAAAGAAACAAACGCUGAAAUAUACCACGGAAGUUCGCUAUUUAUUCACUCAGUUGAGUGCAAGCCAAAGGUUCUCGACACUGAAAAUGCAAUAAACCAGCUACAAUUAGAAAGUAAUAUUGAGAAAAUCACAUUUGUACCUGACAAACGGCUGCUAAGUAUCAGCGCUCCUAAACUAAACUUAAAGCGAACUGGGUUCGAGGUUCCGGCAUUUGUUCGCACUAAACCAGAUUUUCAGGAAAGGAGUGAUUCCAUGAGAGAUCAGAAAAGCAGAAAUGACAAGGUCACCGAAAAGAAAAAAGAAAUAAAAUCAAAGGCCAAGUCUACCGGAGCACGUACAACUCAUUUGCCAGUAAAUAAGACAGACGACGAUAUCGUAUUUGAAACAUUCUAUCAUCGGAGCGGGAAAGAGUUCCAAUGUAUAUACCAGAGUGGAAUGAGAUUCUACCUAGAUGACUUGGGAUCUAAGGAAUGGAUGCCAUUUCCUAAGCGUUGGUACAACGAAGGCUUGUUGGUGACAAACACCAAACUUAAAAAUGAAAAUGCAAAACAGAAUAUAAAUGAGCAAGCAACUGGGGGAUCAGGUCAAGGUGUGGAAGGUACAAGUGGUGGUGAUGACAGAGAAGGUUUUCUUAUGCAUCCGUCAAAAGGCAGAAUACCUACUUAUAUGUUUUAUAAAAAACAUAAUGUGCAUAUGUACUUUGACAGAGAUAUUGGUUCCUGGGUUCGUAUGCCAAUUGGUUGGGAGUUGCAUCAUAGUAUGGUUAAAAGUCUCGUUGAUCAAAUAGACGAAGCAGUGCCAACAUGGGGAGAUCGGCAUGAUAUGUUAGCGUUACUACGAGCGUGUAACUACGAUCCUGAUGAAUGUAUAUCUAUAUAUCUACAUUUAAAAAAGGACGAAUGGAUGAAAGACGCUCAAGCAUCAGGCAAAUCUAAAGAAGACAAGACAUCUGGAGCUAGAAAAGAUAAUUAAAUACUUAGAAUACAGUUACAGAAAGAAAUGCAUGCUAGACCAGAUGUUGAAAGAAUUUAUAAAAAAGGAAUUUAAGUGUACCUCUUAAAUGUUUCCAAGUAACUGUACAAUUAAAGCUCCAAACAGCUGUAGCUGUAACUCGAAUUGAUUUUUAUAUGAUUAUUCAGUUAGAAUGCAUUACAUAACGAUGCUCUUGUAGUUAAUAAAAUUGAUAUACAUGUAUUUCAUUUAACAUUAUUGCAAAUUACUCCGUAUUUCGACACUGUUUAAAAGCAUUAAAGGAAAUCAAUAAAAUUUUCAGGAAAUAUGUCCUAAUCGACAGAAUAUUGUUUUAUGAAUGUAAAAUAAAUUGAAGUUUAUUUGAAACAUGUCAAAUAAAAAUUUGCAAUAUAUUUUGCAUGGGCAUUCAGUUAUGUUUUGUUUCACGUCUUCUAUAUGAUCAUUAGAUAUUAACUUUAAAUGUAGGAAGUCCUCAUCAAAUGUAAUUAACUUGGUUAAACAUAAAAAACUGUGCUGCAUUACCAAUAACACUAAUAACUGACAGUCUAAAACAAAUACCAGUGACAAAUGCCAUUAUCAGUGGUUGUACAAUUAAAUUUCUAACCUAACAUCCAAUGGUAUUUAUAGAGGAACUUCAGAAACGAAGAAUAUCAACGCUUUGAACAGUUCAUAAAGUAUUACAGUAUUUAUAUUUAUUUCAAAUUUUAUAUCAUUUUCAGAAAUACUGUUGUUGUUAUAAAGGUAGCAUUUGCCAAAUGCAGGUGUGAUGUACUAAGCCGUUUCGUUUGGGAUAUUUAUGUACUCGAACUAUCUUUAUGUUGUAACAAAUAAUGUAUAUGUCAUUGUUAUCCAAGGGAUGAGAUAGGAAACCAGUUGUUUAAACAUGAGGUUUUUCUUCAUGUAAUGUUGUUUUGUAAAUAUUGUACAUGAGUAAUACGACUGAUUGAUAUAAAAAUGACCAAACUUAGUGAGUUGGGACAAAGUCAAAAGCGACGAGCAUCCAGUUAUCGGCUUUAGAUAGAUAAUGCCUACUGUUUAUUUUUUGUUGUUUGAAAGAGGCUGAUGACCAGGGGACUAUAUAUAUCCUUUUAAUUAUUAUCCUUUCUGAAGGAAUUCUUGGAAUUUUUAAUUUAAAAAAACAACAGAAUAAUAGGUAUUAACAUUUAUGACAAAAAAUGACUUGCUGUUUGAGGGAAUUAUGUUGUCUUUUGGUUUGAACAAUAUGCUAUUAAUCACAAUCCAUUUACAACAUGUUUAUAUAUCAAAAAGGCAUACAGGAUUGAGUAGGAAGCUAAAAGCUUAUUUGAAACUCUUUCCUUAAACUCCUGCAGAAAGGAUAAAAAAAUUCGCCAAAAUGUUUUCUCGCCACCCAAAUAUGUACAAUCAUGGUAUCAGGACGACGUGUUUGAGGGAAGUAUUGAGAAUGUCUGACAAAUGCUUUUUUGUCUAGGAAAUCCUGUGUAUAUAUUACCGAAAACUCACGAGGGUUCUAACCCUGUUACCCAAAUGAAACCUAAUUCAAGGAUAUAAAUAUACUAUCGUAUAUCCAGUAUAAACGCCCACAUUCCCUCCGAUAGACACAACCCUCUCCCCUUUCUAUGAAUUAAACGGAAAAUAUCUUGAAAUAUAAUUCACUUUGAAUCGGUUAAACGCAGAACGCCCUUAAUGUCCAAAAUGAUCCGUUUUUCUGUCAAAAGGGACAACUGCUUGCCGUCAAAAGAAAACAGUUUUCAGGCCAAAAACCGCGCGUCUAUUCAUAAAACCAUUUACUUGUGUGCGUAGUAUUCACUGUUUGCCUAAGCUUGCGCUAGACAUAGUCAUAGAAAUUGAUGUUCGGUGUAUUCGUGAGUUCGAACGUGCGUCAAAUACUGCGUGCAUCUAUCCAGUUGUUUGCCGUACUAUAAUUUUGACAAUCGAGCACCAAUUUAUUUUAUAUUCGGUAGAAGUGUUUCACAUUAUUUGCCACUCGCAAUUCAAGGGUCUCCUUAUCUCAGUGGUCAAGAUCACACUAAGGGAUUAAAGGUUAUUAUGGGACAUGUUUGAAUCGCUUGUAUCUAUUUCGUCUCAGUAAAAGACUGUCAAGAGCACAUAUCAACAGUCGAAUGUCAUAAUUAAAAUGUACAACAAUCAUACAACAAAAACGAUUUGUGAUAAAAAUUUCGUUUUUAGCACCCUAAUCAAGGUUAUGCCAGUAAAUAAGGCUAAAUUGAAUUCAGUAGACACCAAAGGUUUUUUAAAAAAAUGCUGAGACCGACAUGCAUCCUUAUACCUAAGUUUUUGUGUUACGAGUAAUAUAUAUAGACAAGUCUUAUAGCACAAACAAUGACUGGCGAUUUAAAGAAAAGGUCAUGUAUUAUUUCAAACUGUUUUAAGAGGACAUAGUUACAUAUUCCAUUUGUUCGUUUUAUCAUCAUCCUCUUUUUGUCUAACUGCACAUCAGUUUCUCGUAUAUUCAGCAAAAUGUUCUGAAAUUUUGCUCAUUUGUUGAAUUCGUAAAAUGAUUUUAAAUUUAUUAGAUGCCCUAUUUUCUUACAAAGGAAAAUAUAUGCAAAAAUGCCCUACGUUUUAAAAUCACUUUUUAAAAAAUCGCAAAAUUCUUCCGUACUUGCAAUUAUGUAUACAUAUGAAUAUGUAUCACUGUUUUCAGGACAAAUUAAAAUGACAACGGAAUGAAUGAAUACGCGUUAGACACGUCCAUCCAACCUCUCGCUCCUCCCCAUUCCUCCCCCAUCCCACGCACCACCUCCGUCGAAGCAAUCUUCCAUAUAAACUGGUUGAAAAGGAGAAAUAUUUUGUAAUAGUGAAUCAUAUGCAAGGGAUGCUGUCAAGUACUGUGUUUAAUUUGCAUACAGAGUUAUAGUUUUCACAGGCUACUGUUUCUUAAGUUAUUCAACUUGCUCGUUCAAGUAUAUAUACUAAAGGCAGUUAAUUUAAAAGAUAAGCAAGAUAGAGUUAUGGUUCUUGUACACUAUACUUCCUCUUAUUAUUGUCUUCCAUUGUGUGAAGAUUUUUCUAAGUGUUAUGGGUAAAUUUGAUAAAGGGAGCUAAGUCAAAAGGUAAUUAAGGUAAAAUUAUAGUUCUUGUAUAUUGCACAUCCCCAUCCCUUGCCCACACUCUUUGUAUGCACUUUGAAUAAAUUCUCUUCAGCGCUUUAAGAGUUAAACCUUGGAUAAGUAAAUUAAAUAAAUGGAAAUUAUUCAAAAAACGAAGCAAGGUAGAGUUAUAUCUCUUGAACAGUGCGUUUUCUCUGUAUAACACGUGAAUUAAAUAAAGGAUAACACGUGAAUUAAAUAAAAGGGGGUCAUUAAAAUGAAAUCUGUAUGAUGGCUAAUUUCAGUAUGACAAAACCCGUAUUUGUUGUAUCGGCGCGGUUGGUUUGGAGUGUUGGCGUGCUGGCGCACUUCAAACGCGCCAACUCGCUAGAACGAAAUGGCAGAAAGCUAGAGAAAGGUAUAAUUGUCUAUCACUGCACAUUCCUAGUUGACCGUCAUCUUAGUUUGAAUAAAUUCCCAUCAGCAAAUAAAGAGCUAUGCUACGGAGAAUUAAUUUACUAAGGCCAUACCAAAUUGAUUAAUAGUUCUUCGGAAAAUUUUCCAAAAAAAUGGGAGCGAGCGAGCGAAAUUUUUUUUUCUCAAUUUUUAUUUUUUUCAGAGGCGGGUAGCUUUUACAUGGAGUGAGAGAGUAUUUUAUUUUUUUUUAUUAUUAUUAUUAUGUUUUUGCAGUUAUGAUUAUACAUAAAGUUAAUAUUUCUUUAAGAAUAACACAGAACUUAAACAUUUACAGUGUGACUAACACAGUAGAUAGCUUUUCUAUAUGUUUUAAAGACCACAUGAAUGGUUUUGCAAAUAGAUUCUUGCUAAAACUCACUGAAUCACUUUGUUUUUAUUUUGUAUUUAUAAUUACUAAGGGAUGAGUAUCUUAUUUUUAAUUUUGAUUGUUCUACAUUAAUCUGAAGGCGUGCCCAUUUAACGGCAGAGGAUGGGGAAUAUUUAAGACAAAACGGGCACCCAAGUGGAAUAACAUAUCUUCUGAAAACCAGUUAGAUGGCUUCGACACAUGAGCAACUUUGUGACCCUAGUGAAACUCCAAACGGUAGAGGUGAGAGGAAAGUAAUAAAUCACUUGACCAAUGAGACCAAACGGAGUUGGGCACACAAAUGCUUCGACAUUGCUCGAAUCUCAUUGGAAUAAUUUCUUAACAGAUCAGGCUAGCUUAAGUUUUUGUGGUAGAGGUUCAUUUCAGUCAAAAAUGAUAACAGACGGACAAAAAAAAAAUCCCAAUAUGGCCACUCUUA
Mercenaria mercenaria is the source of this 6192-nucleotide messenger RNA. RefSeq lists its product as uncharacterized. The transcript is spliced from 9 exons. The coding region runs from base 270 to 1898 and encodes 542 amino acids. NCBI's taxonomy places the organism in Eukaryota, Metazoa, Mollusca, Bivalvia, Venerida, Veneridae. The record is from RefSeq and is a predicted model, not a curated record.